This is a messenger RNA of Microdochium trichocladiopsis, 2370 nucleotides long. RefSeq names its product heterokaryon incompatibility protein-domain-containing protein. The transcript is spliced from 3 exons. The coding region runs from base 1 to 2100 and encodes 699 amino acids. Lineage: Eukaryota; Fungi; Ascomycota; Sordariomycetes; Xylariales; Microdochiaceae. The record is from RefSeq and is a predicted model, not a curated record.
AUGGCCACUGAGGACGAAGUGGUCAGGGAAGUUGUAGAGGAAGUGGUCGAGGAAGUGGUCGAGGAAGUGGUCGAAGAUGACUCCACAGAGCUCGUGGUCUCCAAAGCUGAUGUCGUGCUUGACUCAGUAGAGCUUGAAAUUGAUGAAGACUUGGAGUCAGAGACUGUGCUGCUCGAAGUGACCGACAUGGAGCUCGACUCGGUUUCUGUUGGGAGUAUCAACGAAGAUGCGCUGAUAGUAGGGUCGGUUGACGUGGUGGCAGCCAGCGGCAGCACAAUGGCGGUAGACUUGAAAAACAUCUGCGCCGAGGAGGAGCGCGGAGAAGCCAACGCCGCGCAUACGUUCUGUGUGGGCUCCCUCAACUGCUAUCGUCGCGGGGACAAGCUCACAUUGAGUUUGUCUGUAUACCCGAGCGACGAGUACCUGAGCAGAGAGCUUAUGCCCAUGGGGAUGUCUUGCUUCAUUCUCCAGCCUGAUCGGGCCGGUGUUCCACGACCUUCAAAGCUGGAGGUGACCUCAUCGACAACAUUCUCCGAUGAGAGCUUCGAGCAAGCCAAGGCAUGGAUUGAGACCUGCCGCUCUCACCAUCACUUGUGCAGCCGUGGAACGGAAGCUUGGUUCCCUACCAGGCUUAUUCAUAUCGGAGACCUUACGAGCGACGGAGACACCACACGACUGAUCCAUACCGCCGAGGAGGCUCCGACCACUCCGUACGUGACCCUCAGUCAUCGCUGGGGUCAGGUGCAGCUGAUCCAGCUCCUGAACGACAACAUCUCCUCGUUCCGCACCCGCAUCCCACUGUCAAAGCUCCCCAAGACCUUUGUAGAAGCUCUUCACGCAGCCAAGAAGCUCGGCAUCUCGUACAUCUGGAUUGAUUCGCUCUGCAUCAUCCAGGACCGCGACGACCUGUCGGACUGGUUCCGCGAGGCCGCGCUGAUGCACAAGGUCUACUCGCACUCGUACUGCAACCUCUCGGCGUCCGACGCCAGGGACAGCACGGAGGGCCUCUUCCGCGCGCGGGACCCGAGGACGAUCCAGGCCAGCGUCAACCUGUGCAUGGAGGGCCUGGACGAGGCGCAGGCCUACCUCCCAGUGACGUUUGCCGACGCCGACGGGUGGUCCAGGAACGUGCCGUGGUGCCCGCUGAACCGGCGAGGGUGGGUGUUCCAGGAGCGGAUGCUGUCCCCCCGCAUCCUGUACUUUGGGCACGAGCAGCUGUUCUGGGAAUGCGGCGAGCUCGAGGCUGCCGAGACGUAUCCAGAGGGGAUGCCCGAUACGAUCAGGAGUCAAGGCCCGGGGGCUGGAUUGAAGGUGCAGGACCCGGAGCAGCACCUGACCCGGCUGAAGAGCCAGCCUGGCGCCGAUAGUGAUCUUGACCUCGCAGAGGCCAUGGCCAGCAUCUGGUCGAGCAUGGUCAGCGCGUAUACCAGCAGCGCCCUGACAGUGGCGGGGGACAAGCUGAUUGCUCUGUCCGGCAUUGCGCAGCAGCUGCAGAGCAUAUUCGGCGACGAGUACGUCGCUGGCAUGUGGCGGUCGCGCCUCGCCAUCGAUCUCGCCUGGACUGUGUCGCCAAACUCCAAAGGUGUCAGGCCGCUCGAGUACCGUGCCCCGAGCUGGUCCUGGGCCUGUGUCGAUGGCCUUAUCAUGGUGCGAGACAGGUUCAGGCCCUGGACGUCGCUGAUCACGGUCGAGGCGGUCCACCUUGAUCACGCGGACAGCGGGACGACGACGGGAAAUCUGACGGGCGGUUACGUCGAGGUUACUGGCAAACUACGCCAUCUGGCGAUAGCCAAGCUGGAGGGGACAGGAUGGGUGACUGCUGAUGGCAUCUUCUACAAUCCCGUCGAGCUCGACGCCAAGGAGCAGGAUACGGAUGACGGAGUACCGAAGCACUCGAUCUACGGCAUGGCUUUGAUGACCUCAAGAACAAGCACUGAUCUUAUAGUUAUGCUUCUGGAGCGAGUCGAUCGAGAGGGAGAGGUCUACAGGCGGGUCGGACUGGCCUCGAUCCCGAGCCAGGAGCACAUCGUGACGUUCCUGAUGGUGUCGGCCCUGGAGAGCGCGGAUGACACAAGAGAGGCGAGAAUCCGGAUCGUGUGAUGCAAUCCAGAUAAAAGUCGGACGGAAGCUGCAGGCCAGUGCAUCUCGACUAGAGGGACAAGUGAUGCAGCGUCCUAGGGUUGUAUGGCCCAGCGAAAAGAGCUGCAGAAGGAAACACUGGAGUGGAGUUUUAAAUGCACAAGCCUCAAGGAUGUUGAGUGCCGAUGAACAAAUGACAGUAUACACAAUGAUCACUGGGAUGCAUGAUCUAUCAAGAAGAGGUCAGAUGCAAAGCAGAGAUUUCAGUCCAACCCAGCAGUAUCUCUAAAC